Messenger RNA from Brassica rapa (field mustard), 2786 nucleotides. Its product is annotated as YTH domain-containing protein ECT2. Gene Ontology annotation, cellular component: cytoplasm. Gene Ontology annotation, biological process: mRNA destabilization. The record is from RefSeq and is a predicted model, not a curated record. NCBI's taxonomy places the organism in Eukaryota, Viridiplantae, Streptophyta, Magnoliopsida, Brassicales, Brassicaceae. Gene Ontology annotation, molecular function: mRNA binding.
CUUUAUGACAAAAAAAGGAAAUAUCUUAAAAGUGGAAGAAAUAAAUAAAUAUAUUAAAAAAGAAAAAAAAAAGAGAGAGAGGACGCUCGCUCGUGGAUCUAUUUGAAUCACUCGAAGGUGCACAGAGACAAAAACCCUUUUUUUCCUCUCCUCCUCCUUCUCCUUCUCCUUUGCUUGGCGGCUGCGGCCAAUCUCACCCCUCUUCUCCUAAAUCCCUUAAACCCUAGAUUCAAUCUAGGUUUCUAUCUAUCUAUCUAUCCUCUCCCGUAUCCCUUAUCCGAGAAGGAUCUAUCAAUCUUCCUAGCCGAAUCUCUCACCAUGGCUACCGUUGCUCAAACUGCUGAUCAAUCUGCGGAUAUGUUGCAGAAGCUUACAUUGGAUUCACAACCCAAAGGUUCAGAGAUUCCUGAGCCUAAGAAGGCUGCUGUUUACCAGUAUGGAGGAGUGGAUAUGCACGGUCAAGUUCCUUCCUAUGACAGAUCUUUGACGCCAUUGCUUCCCAGUGAUGCUGCGGAUCCUUCGGUUUGCUAUGUUCCAAAUGCUUACCAGCAGCCCUUUUAUUAUGGAUAUGGAGCGAGUGGUCAAGAUUGGAGCGAGUUCACUGGAUACAACCCUAAUCUCGAGGGUGUGGACAUGAGUGCUGGAGUUUAUGGAGAGAAUGGAUCUCUUGUGUAUCCUGGAUACGGGUAUGCUGCUUAUCCUUACUCGCCAGCGACUAGCCCUGCUCCACAGGUUGGCGGAGAUGGGCAGUUGUACGGUGCUCAGCAUUACCAGUACCCUGCCUUUUUCCCUGCUGGACCUGUUGCUACCCCUGCCCAGGGAGAUCUCACUGCAAACAAAGCUGGUGGCGUGAAGACGCUACCUGCAGAGAGCAAGAAUGUUGCAUCUGCUGCUGGUAUUGCAAAAGGAGCUCCGGGGAAACCAAAUAGCCAGACCACCCUUAACACCGCGAGCAAUUUCUAUGGUAAUGGUGGUCCCGGAAGCGGUUUUGCUGCUGGUUAUCAGGAUCCUAGAUACAGCUAUGAUGCGUAUUAUGGUAAUGUGUCGUCUUACGACGCCUCUAAGUAUUCAGAUGUGCAGAGACCUGUUUCUGGUAGCGGAGUUGCGUCCUCCUAUUCGAAGGCAACCAGUGUGCCUUCAUCGAGGAAUCAAAACUACCGCUCAAAUUCCCAUUACACGGGUGUGCACCAGGCUGCAUCAAUGGCAGGCUACAGUACAACUCAGGGAUUGUACAACAGGAUGUAUCCAAACAAGUUAUAUAGCAACAACUAUGGUAGCUCGGGGAGAUAUGGCUCUUCCGGGUAUGAUUCAAGAACAAAUGGAAGAGCAUGGGUAAACACAACAGACAACAGAUACAGAAGCUGGGGAAGGGGUAACAACGGUUACUUCUAUGGAAAUGAGAACAACGGAGAUGGUUUGAAUGAACUCAACAGGGGACCUAGAGCAAAGGGCACAAAGAACCAGAAGGAUAAUUCAGAAGAUAGCUUAGAGGUUAAGGAGCAGACUGGUGCCUCAGAUGUAGCUGAGACUGUGGAGACGGAGAACACCUGUAUUGUUCCUGACAGAGAACAGUACAACAAAGAAGAUUUCCCAGUGGAUUAUGAGAAUGCUAUGUUCUUUGUCAUCAAGUCCUACAGUGAAGAUGAUGUGCACAAGAGCAUCAAGUACAAUGUUUGGGCUAGCACACCAAAUGGAAACAAGAAGCUUGCUGCUGCAUACGAGGAAGCUCAGCAGAAGCCUGGAGGCUGUCCUAUCUUCCUCUUUUUCUCGGUCAAUGCAAGUGGACAAUUUGUUGGGCUUGCUGAAAUGACUGGACCAGUUGAUUUUGAUACGAAUGUGGAGUACUGGCAGCAAGACAAGUGGACUGGCUCUUUCCCUCUCAAGUGGCAUAUUGUGAAGGAUGUUCCAAACAGUUUGCUGAAACAUAUCACCCUUGAGAACAACGAGAACAAGCCUGUAACCAACAGUAGAGAUACACAAGAGGUCAAGUUGGAGCAAGGGUUGAAGAUUGUGAAAAUUUUCAAGGAGCAUACUAGCAAGACUUGCAUUUUGGAUGACUUUUCCUUCUACGAGGUUAGGCAGAAGACUAUCUUGGAGAAGAAAGCCAAGCAGCAGCAGACUCAGAAACAGGUAAGUGAGGAGAAGACUGCAACGGUUGAUAAAAAGGAAUCUUCAACUACUGAUAAAGAAUCUUCUCCAGCUGGUCAAACUACUGGUGAUGUUACCAAGGUCGAUGAGAAUGGGUCAGUUGCUAAACCAGUUGGUGUGGUGGCAAAUGGUUGCUAGAUUAGUCCAUGUAGCUCACGGCUAGCGCUUUAGAGGCAACAAGAGAGUAGAAGAUAUGAACAUUCCCGUUUUCACUUUCUCUUGAGAACAAGAAGUGCCGUGAGCUUUGAAGCAUGGGGGGAACGAGCUUUAGUACCUGAGACAGAUCCGUUUCUUUUCCCUUAGAAGUUAAAAUCUUAGUUUUUUCAAUCUCUUCAUUUUCUCAUUUUUCCCUCUCUUUACAAUUUUCAGCUUUUUUUUCUUUUUUUUUUCAAUUUCUGUUGAUCCUCCUACCCUGUAAAAAUGCUCAUAGGACCUACUAAAUAGUGGGAAGAAUUAGAGAAAAGGACAUAACAGCAGGGUGGGUGGGAUUUGUUUUCAUUUCUUUUGGAUUUUAGGCAGAUUUUGGUUCUUCUGUUUCUUGUUUUGGUUCAGACUUGACUCUCUUUCAGUGUUUUUAGUGUCUCAGACUUGAUGGCCUUGGCCUCUUUUCACCUUUCUUGCUUUGGAAGUUAAUUGAA